Molecule: messenger RNA, 1290 nt
Organism: Drosophila innubila
Lineage: Eukaryota; Metazoa; Arthropoda; Insecta; Diptera; Drosophilidae
Gene: Gr77a
Product: putative gustatory receptor 77a
Exons: 2
Coding region: 1-1290 (429 amino acids)
Biological process (GO): sensory perception of taste
Cellular component (GO): membrane; axon; dendrite
Source: RefSeq, a predicted model, not a curated record
AUGUUGCACCUACGCAGCGCCCACUUGUUGUUGUUGCAUGCCACACUACGGGGCAUUUAUGAGCUGAGCCGACUCUUUGGUCUGAUGGCAGCCACACUGCCCCAGAUGAGUGGCAACGGGAAUGUGGCAGACGUACGUUGCAGUCGGUAUUGGCGCCUCCAUGGCUACCUUGUGGCAGUGUUUGUCUUGUGCUACUCGCCACAUGCCUUCUACAUGAUCUACACACGCAUGGACUUCCUGCGUCAGAAUGCUCUGCUCUUCAUUGUUGGCUGUCAACAUUUCGCCUUGUUGCUGGUGUCGACUGUUUUCAUGGUCUACAUGCACACGACGCGACAGAUGUGCAUCAUCAGGUGGCUCAAUAAGCUGCUUUCGUGUCGCCGCCAAUUGUUGCAGCUGUUGCACACGAGACGGCUAAGGGAGUCACUUCGACAAUUGCACACACGUGACCAUCUAUGGACAGUCUUCUUGUUGAGUGCAUCUAUCGUUGGCUCCUCCUCGCACUCGGUGUUCGUUCUCAGCACCGAUCCGAUGUCGCAACGCAGUGGCACAUACUUUUGCAGUGUGCUCUUCUACUAUGGCCUCCAGCUGGGACUGCAACUUUGUCUGGGACUCUACGUGUUGGCCUUGCUACUGAUUAGUCACUUAUUGCAUCACUGUAAUCUUCUCUUGGACCGAAUACUGUCGGAUGCAGUGCAAGUGCAUCAGUCGCUUGUCAAAUGGGGCAUGCCACAGCGCUGGAGAUUGCAUGCGGCACAGCAGCAUUGGCUGGCCUUGGAAUUGUGGCGCCUCUGGCGUCUGCACGGCCAAUUGUUGCAACUAAGUCAACGCCUCUGCUCGUUCCACAGCAUCCAGUUGCUCGCCUUCGUCGCCUUUGUGUCCAUCGAGUGCGUCUUGCACAUCUUCUUCUCCUACUUUGUCCAAUUCAGCCGCUGGUGGCUACGCAAAUUCAGACAGCCCGCUCCGUUCAACAUCUACGGAUUGAUUACCAUUUCCUCUUUGUUCGUGCAACUCGCUUUCGUCAUCAUGCAAACGCAUCGACUGCGUUGCAUCUAUUGCAAAACGCGUCGCACGUUGAGCAGAGCCGCUUUGGCGGUACCACCUAGUUGCAGCAAGGCCCUCAGGCAAACGCUCGAUUUUUAUGGUCUACAACUGCAGUUGAAUGAACGCAUUUACAAAAUGUCGGCCUGCGGACUCUUCGAGAUGAACAAUGCCCUCUUAUUUGACAUAAUGCAAACAAUAUUAAUCUACGUAACGAUACUCAUACAAUUUGAUAAGAUCAUCAACGCAUAA